UCUCAACGAACUCUUCCCUGAACAAAUACAUAAACCGUCUGUUUUCAUCUUCUCCAUGGCCAGUUCUAGUAAUUUAUUGGGUAAGCGAAAGCCCGAAGAUGAUUUCGAGACCAAACCCAUUCUCAAGAAACACAAGGAAAUAUCCGAGGAGGAGAAGGAGACAACCGAAGAAUUUGCUGAUAGUCUCCACCAGGUCGAGUUGUUGGAGACAAAAUCUGAUCAGCCUAAUUUAAUCUCAGUGAAGGAAGCUGCCGUAAGAAAAAAGACGCUCUUUAUUGAGACUCUCCCUUACGAUACUAUAAUACCAAAUAUCAUCGAUUUCUUCAAAAAGGUUGGACAAGUUGUUCGUGUUCGACUUAUUGUAAACCUCAAGGGUACGCUUGUGGGCUGUGGCUUUGUUGAGUUUGCUUCUGCUAACGAAGCAGAGGAGGCGCUGCAAAAGAAGAACGCAAAGAAGGCGCUGGAAAAGAAGAAUGUUGCCGUAAGAAAAAAGACGCUCUUUGUUACCCAUCUCUCUCACCAAACUGAAAUAUCACAUAUCAUCAGUUUCUUCAAAGAUGUUGGAGAAGUUGUUCAUGUUAGACUUAUUGUAGAUUACGCGGGCAAGCAUUUGGGCGAUGGCUUUGUUGAGUUUGCUUCUGCUAACGAAGCAGAGCAGGCGCUGGAAAAGAAGAACGGUGAAUAUUUGCACGAUCGCAAGAUUUUACUUGAUGUGGCUAAGACAGCUCCAUACCCUCCACGACCCAAGUAUUGCAUAGAUCACAAGGUUUGGUAUGAAGACUACAUUCGACGAGAAAGCCUUCUGAUAGAAGAAGAUGAGGCAGUGGAAGGACAUGAUGAAACUCCUGAUUUUGUUGAGGAAGUUGCGGUAAGAAAAAAGACGCUCUUUUUUGCAAAUCUCUUUUACAGAAUUAGAAUAUCAAAUAUCAUCAAUUUCUUCAAAGAUGUUGGAGAAGUUGUUGGUGUUCGACUUAUUGUAAACCACAGGGGUGAGCAUGAGUGCUGUGGCUUUGUUGAGUUUUCUUCUGCUAAUGAAGCAAAGAAGGCGCUGCAAAUGAAGAAUGGUGAAAAUUUCCUUGGUCGUUUUAUUUUUCUUGACGUGGUUAAGUUAGCUCCAUACCCAAUCCGACCCAAGUACAACCUUGUAGAGAAGCUUUGGUACGAAGACUACCUUCGACGACAAUACCUUCUGAUAGAAGAUAAUUUGGAGACCAAACCGAAUAAGAAGAAACAGAAGGCACCUACGAUGAGCAGAUUCUGCGGUAAGAAGAUUACCUUCUCUUACGAUGACUGAUAGAAGAAGAUGAAGCUUUUUGAUGUUUUGAAACUUGUGAUAUUUAGGUAAUCUUGAUUUAUAACGAAUACUUAGGCAUCUUGUAGCAUUAUUGACUUUGAUUUUCAAUUAAAUUAACUCAAUUCAU
Arabidopsis arenosa is the source of this 1421-nucleotide messenger RNA. NCBI's taxonomy places the organism in Eukaryota, Viridiplantae, Streptophyta, Magnoliopsida, Brassicales, Brassicaceae. The record is from the annotation of a GenBank genome assembly.